Serendipita indica DSM 11827 is the source of this 1299-nucleotide messenger RNA. NCBI's taxonomy places the organism in Eukaryota, Fungi, Basidiomycota, Agaricomycetes, Sebacinales, Serendipitaceae. The record is from the annotation of a GenBank genome assembly.
AUGGAAUCAGGUUCUCCAGGUUACAGAAAUCAGGGCAAUGAUUCCUUUAAUACGAGGCAGCAGCUACCGCCCAUGAUUGAGGGACUGGAAGCGUAUGAUGUAGCGGAGGACCCAAGUCGAUUUGAAAGCAUGUGGAUGGAUACAAUAUUACCCUGGCUCUCGGACGGCUCCGAAUACUUAGCUCCGACCGCGCCACCAGACCUAUCGUCGCCUGGAAGUGGGUUUAGCAUCCCCUCCAUUGAUCCUUCUCAAACAUCCUCUACGGAUUUCUCAUGCCCAUCUUCGCACCUUCCGGCGAUACAUGAUGCCUUGUCCGACAAUGUAGACCCUGACCAGUUUGGCCCGGCAUCGGCACCGUUGCUCAUGCCAAUGAAGCCGUCCGGGGACCUGUUGUCCAUGGCCCCUCUUAAUUGGAGUACACCUACGAUGUCUGCUACGACGUCGAUACUUCAACAGCAGCCGAUUUCCCUUCCACUUCCGCCUUCAAUUCAUCAACCUUCAGCAUCCUUUCCAGACAGCACGCACCACUCUUUUAUCCAGUCUGGCAACCAUGGACAAAUGGCGUCACCCGCGGUGUCCAUCCCAAGUUACAGUCAUCAAACUUUGGGCACGGGUGCCAACAGCUCCCCUGCAUCUUCUUUAGAAGAACAGUCGCAUCUCGAAUAUACACAAUCGGUCGACCAUGUCUCAUCAGCUAGCACUGAUGUCUCCGCUCUUGCCACCGACAAUUUCCUAGCUCAGCCCCUGAUUACAGCUGGUCAUAUUGGCGCGUAUUCUUCUUUAACACCGCCCAACAAUCAGCAAGCGCAGAAUGACCGCAAUAGGAAGUGUCUGCGUCGUAAGGGGGCUCCAAACCGAAGAAAAGGCUCGAGAGCGAAUAAAUCAAAAGCUAGCCUUGUCGAUACUACAUCAACAGCAAACCCCCGACCGCGGCGAAUUCCCAAGGAAGACGUUCCAGUCGAACUACAUUGGUUCUUCAUGAAUCACGCGCCAGGGCGUUUUCUCCUUAGUAGAGAAAAGUGCCAGUCUAUGAUAACAGAAAGUGAGGAUGGAACGCCUAUCUGCAAGUACUGUAAUUGGAAGGGCGAUAAUAAACGCCCUCAACGGGUCACCGAACACUUUGCUAUGCACCUCGACUAUCGGCCAUACACAUGCGUAAUAUGUAAUCAACACAUGACGCGACCUCUCAAUCAUACAGAGGCCAAAGAUGGCCACAAGUUUGUCGACUUUGAAGCUCUAAUCUUCAAUCCAGACACUCCUUUCGAAGAAAUUUUCGCCGCUUUUAGCCAUCAAGUCUGA